AUGAUGGAUCUAAGGGAUCAUUUCUCGCAGGAUGCCACUGACGAUAUUGAGAGAGUGUUUUUAAUUCACAUGGAUAAUCGUGCAUUUGUGAACUAUCGGUCCGCAGCAGCUUGUGCUGCUGUUCUGGCGAGACUCCAUGACUCUAUCCCAGGGUGCGCGUCUAGCGUGCUCGCUCCAAUGUUUUGUCGUAACUGCAGCACUGGUUCCUGCAUGGACAAAUAUCUCGGCCAGGCGUACCUUUUUUCAGGCCACUUUACGGCAAUCCGGCAUUUCUGCGAGGUUCUUGGCUCCGUCUUCUCAAGCGACCCCUCGACCUCGUUCAGCCGAACCUAUGUACCUUCACCAUCAGAAGUGGUGCCAGAUACUGCUCGGGCAGUGUAA
Aspergillus ruber CBS 135680 is the source of this 381-nucleotide messenger RNA. RefSeq lists its product as uncharacterized. The record is from RefSeq and is a predicted model, not a curated record. The coding region runs from base 1 to 381 and encodes 126 amino acids. NCBI's taxonomy places the organism in Eukaryota, Fungi, Ascomycota, Eurotiomycetes, Eurotiales, Aspergillaceae. The transcript has a single exon.